ACACAUCCGUGGUAAUUAUGGCUCUACACUUGCAGGUGGAAAAACUUCGUGGUUUGGAUAACUAUAAAGCCUGGUCCAUGACUGUACGUUCUUAUUUGGAAACUGAAGAUCUUUGGGCAGUGGUGGAACAUGGACCGGAUGGUAGUGAGGAGGAUGGCCAUAAAGACAGACGAGCCAAAUUUAUUAUUCUCUGCUUGACCGAUACCAAAAUUUGUCAAUUUAUGGCCAUUAUACGAACAUCCAAAGAUUUAUGGGGCUAUCUGAAGAAACAGCAUUCCAUGAUACGAUAUUUACAACUUGUCUCCCGCUACAUAAUGACUCUGGUAUUAACUGUCGAAAAGCUCAUGGGCUCAGAAAAUUAUAAAGGUUGGUCUAUGACCUUGGAGGCUUACCUAGAGAUGGAAGAAAUCUGGGAAGUUGUGGAAAAGGGACCAGAUAGCUCAGACGAAGACUUUCAUCGUGAUAGACGUGCAAAAUUUAUCAUCUGCUGUUUGGUAGAGACAAAACUAUUUAAAAUCAUGCCAAAUUUACGAACAUCCAAUGAUGUUUGGUUCUAUUUAAAGGCGAAAUAUUCAGGGGAAGCGACCUGAUAAAUGUGAAAAUCAACUUA
Molecule: messenger RNA, 610 nt
Organism: Musca vetustissima
Lineage: Eukaryota; Metazoa; Arthropoda; Insecta; Diptera; Muscidae
Exons: 4
Coding region: 18-590 (190 amino acids)
Source: RefSeq, a predicted model, not a curated record